This is a messenger RNA of Capsaspora owczarzaki ATCC 30864, 1305 nucleotides long. RefSeq lists its product as hypothetical. Gene Ontology annotation, molecular function: DNA binding; histone binding. Lineage: Eukaryota; Filasterea; Ministeriida; Capsasporidae. Gene Ontology annotation, cellular component: nucleolus. The transcript is spliced from 4 exons. The record is from RefSeq and is a predicted model, not a curated record. Gene Ontology annotation, biological process: nucleosome assembly; regulation of DNA-templated transcription. Bases 1 to 1305 code for a protein of 434 amino acids.
AUGAGCUUUCGCGAUAUUCUGGAAGCCGCAAGUCGCCAGCAGCAGCGACGCGAACUCGAGUUCGAGUCGCAGCAGCGCGCAAAGGAGCUCCAGGUCCAAGCAGACAUUGAGGCCCGUGCCAGGGAUGAGGCUCAGCGCGCAGCUGCAAUGGUCCAGGCGCGCAUCGCAGCAGAGACGCGCGCUGCGAAACAAGCUGCUGAGCGACAAGUCGCUCAUCAAGAACAAGCUCACGCGCAGGCUCAGGCUCAAGCGCAGGCCGAAUCGCGACCCCAGCGUCGGAAUCUGCAGGAAGCAGGCUCCAGUAGCGGAAGCGGUGGCGAUCGCAAGCGGGCACGGCUCGAGAGUGAGAGUCAGUCCCAAACGAAGACGAAAACGGCUGGCGGUUUGGCUCCAGCUGUCGCUGCACCAAAGCAGCAGGCAGCCAAGCCGCUGUCAUUUGCCGAAAUGAUGGCCCAGGUAGCACAGCUCCACACCAAUCCACCGCCAAGCGCUGCACAGCAGCCAGUCAAGCCCAAAGAGCCAUCCAGAUCAUCGCCGUCGUCAUCAUCGUCGUCCUUCAAGCGACCGAAUAGCAUGGCCAAGCCUGCUGCUGCUGCUGCUGCUGCUCGAUCUGCAAUCCCACCAAGGUCCAACAAGCAACAGUUGGCCGCCAAAUCCUCGGCGUCAAGUCACGACCGCCAGACACCCCCCGCAGCCCCAAAAGUCAACGCUUCAAGUGCCCGACCAGCUCCCACAAAUGGAAAACCACCAUCAAACUCGACAGCAACUCGUGGCGCAUCACAGCCGUCACAUCCAGCAAAGGGGGCGCCAUCGGGUGGCAAACUGGCCUCCGCUGCAACACUUGCGCCAAAGCAGGUUGCGUCGACAAAGCCAAUGCUGCCGCCACAACGGCCAUUAUCGGCAGUGACGAAGCCUCCACACAAAUCCGGCACUUCAAUUGCGGACGCCAGCAGAUCGUCCGGAUUGAAGCCGCGUCUCGCGUCUGCAAGCGCCCCGAAGCAACGCCCAACACUCAAACGCUCAAACUCUCUGGACGACUUUAUUGAUGACGACACAAGUCACAUGUCACCUGCCAUGGCUGCACUCUACCGCGAACGCUACGGCGGCUACGCAGACGAUGACGAUGACAUUGAUGACUAUUCCUCGUCGGACGACGAUAUGGAGGCAACUGUCGAGGAAAUGGCACGCGAAGAAGCCAUCAGUGACCGGAUUGCACGCGAGGAGGACCGCCGAGAACUUGAACUCGAACGUGCAGAGGCGGCCUUGAAAGCAGCCAAAAAACGUGGAGCUGCUUCGAACCGAUAG